AUGCUGUUCAAUUCAAUCCUGACGCCGGCCCUCCUGGCUCUAGCGUGGAGCUCGGAUGUAGUUGUCGCCUCGAAGCAUGGUCGCUUUGCCCAGCUCGCCCGUGAUCCGCUGGAGAGAGCGAAGCGUGCUGCAAACGAUGCACAUGCGAAGCCUGUAAGGUCCACUCAGGACUUUCGCUUUCUGAGCGACAAAACAAAGCCAUACGUUGUGAACCACAUGCCCGAUGUGCCCUUCGAUGUGGGUGAGAUGUAUUCGGGGUUGGUGCCCAUCGACGCAGACGACAAGUCGCGCGAGCUAUUCUUUAUCUUCCAGCCCACCAUCGGCAAGGAGGUCGAUGAAGUCACCAUCUGGCUGAACGGCGGUCCUGGCUGCAGUUCCAUGGAAGGCUUCUUUCAGGAGAAUGGUCGGUUUGUCUGGCAACCCGGUACCUAUGCACCCGUCGAGAACCCUUACUCUUGGGUGAACUUGACCAACAUGCUGUGGGUCGACCAGCCCGUCGGAACUGGAUACUCUACUGGUACGCCGACUGCGACGUCUCAAGAGGAGAUUGCCCAGGAUUUCAUCAAGUUCUUCAAGAACUUCCAGAAACUCUUCGGCAUCAAGAACUUCAAGAUCUACGUCACGGGCGAGAGCUAUGCUGGCCGCUAUGUCCCGUACAUCUCGGCCGCUAUGCUGGACGAGAAGGAUAAAGAGUACUUUGACCUGCACGGCGCCCUUGCCUAUGAUCCCUGCAUUGGCCAAUUCGACUACAUUCAGCAGGAGGCUCCCGUGGUGCCCUUCGUCAAAGACCACGCGAACCUCUUUAACUUUAACGAGACGUUCAUGGCUGAGCUGGAGCACCUCCACCAGAAAUGCGGCUACGCCGGCUUGAUCGAGGAAUAUCUGACUUUUCCCCCGCCCAAGGAGCAGCCACCCCUGUUUUUCAACUAUACCAGCAUGGCCGAUUGCGACGUGUUCGACAUGAUCUAUGAAAAAGUCUUCGAUAUCAACCCGUGUUGGGACCUGUACGAAGUCAACCAGAUGUGCCCGCUGCAGUGGGACGUGCUGGCCUUCCCUACCUCCCUGGUCUACCAACCCGACGGUGCAAGCGUCUACUUCGAUCGCGCCGACGUCAAGCAUGCCCUACACGCGCCGAACGUCACCUGGGCCGAGUGCUCGAACGAGUCGGUCUUCGUUGGCGGCGACUCCGGCCCCGAACAAGAGGGUGACACCUCCGCAAACCCGAUCGAGCAUGUCCUGCCACAGGUCAUCGAGGCGACCAACCGUGUGCUCAUCGGAAACGGCGAUUAUGACAUGGUCAUCAUCACCAACGGCACACUGCUCGCCAUCCAGAACAUGACCUGGAACGGCCACCUCGGCUUCCAGAAGAAGCCCUCUACCCCGAUCAACAUUGAGAUCCCAGAUCUUAUGUACGCCGAAGUCUUUGCCGAGAAUGGCGCUUCGGGACUGGAUGGUGCCCAGGGUAUUAUGGGCAUCCAGCACUACGAGCGCGGCCUGAUGUGGGUUGAGACCUACAUGUCCGGCCACAUGCAGCCGCAGUAUCAGCCGCGGUCGGCUUACCGCCACCUGGAAUGGCUGCUGAAGCGCACUGACGAGAUCUAA
Messenger RNA from Penicillium macrosclerotiorum, 1602 nucleotides. It is a transcript of the gene sxa2, whose product is annotated as putative pheromone processing carboxypeptidase (Sxa2). Gene Ontology annotation, molecular function: serine-type carboxypeptidase activity. Bases 1 to 1602 code for a protein of 533 amino acids. Gene Ontology annotation, biological process: proteolysis. The transcript is spliced from 3 exons. Lineage: Eukaryota; Fungi; Ascomycota; Eurotiomycetes; Eurotiales; Aspergillaceae. The record is from RefSeq and is a predicted model, not a curated record.